GCACAUUAUAUACUUUCAAUAUGGAUGAAAUUUUCGAUAAUCUCACCUUUCAGGAAAUUGAAGCCAUCAUAGACAACCUCUCGCAUGGAAAUCUCUCUUCCUUUGUCAAUAAUGACCAGCUAAACGAAGCUCUAGAUAAAGACGCCUAUAUUAUCAGUAAUGUGUCUACACAGACAGGAAUCACAAAGGCCUGCGAGCACGGAGUGAAGCUCUCGUCCAUCAUCAAACACAAGGCAUCAAAACUCAACGAAAGUACAAUUCUUGAGCUUCUUGACCAGAUUAUCGCAGUGCUAGUCACAAAAUUUGGCAAAUCGGUGAAGCAAAAUGCCCUUUCAUCAUCGCAGGAUCAAAACACACUCGAAUUACGAUCCAGUCAACUCAACGACAUCACAAAUUGCGUAGACUUUGUGGGCAUCUCAAAGUAUUUCCCCUCCAAGGUCUUGUCAUUCUCGUCUCUCUCCUGGGAUACGCUGCCCCUAAACGGGCUCAUCUCAAAUGAGACUCUAUCGCAGACAAAGAGGAAGAGAACCACCACGGUGGUUGAAACCGCCUCCAAGAAGGAGCUGAGUACAAUGGUCGAAUAUGACGAAAAUUUGGAAACGAAGAGACACGUGGAAGAAAUCCAAACUUCAUUGCGGGAAUCAACGUUAAAUGGUCCAGUCAGGUUCUGGGACUUUAUCCUAGACAGAGACCCAGUAAAUGGCUUCAACAACACUUGCUAUAACCUCUACUCACUCACAUUUCUCGCAACUAGCGGAGAUAUUGAACUCUUUGAAGGACCGGACAAACAGAUCAUGUUACAGGCUUCCCAAGAUAAGGGUAAAAGAGGAGAAAAUGCACAGUCCGUCAUCAGUGGAUGGUCCUAUGAUCGAUGGCUAGCUCUAAUAAAAGAAUAUCCAUAAUACUACAUUACAACGUCCCUCUUCUUGAGGAAUUCAACUGCCUGUAGGGCUGCUGCGUUUGACUCAAAUGUCAGAGAUAUGCGAGCACUUUUAUUUGCGAUAUUUUGUUUGUCCUUGGCUGGUCUUUUGACACUCGACCGUGGCUUUGGCUUUAUAAUCUCACUAGGCUUCGAACUUAUGCAAAAUGACGUGGCA
This is a messenger RNA of Theileria equi strain WA, 1097 nucleotides long. RefSeq lists its product as hypothetical. Bases 21 to 902 code for a protein of 293 amino acids. The record is from RefSeq and is a predicted model, not a curated record. The transcript is spliced from 2 exons. Lineage: Eukaryota; Apicomplexa; Aconoidasida; Piroplasmida; Theileriidae.